AUGAGAAAAGUGGAUAGUUCUAAUAUGAUAAUCUUUAGUGAAGAAGAUGAGAAAUUUUUCGACUCACCAUUUAUUACACAUUCUUCACUAAAAUUAUUUAGUAACACUAAUUUCAUUGAACCAAAUGAUCUAAUUAUACCAAAACAACAGCAGCAACAACAACAACAAUCAUCUCCAUCAUCCUCAUCAUCUCAAUCUACGCCAUCUCUUUUAUCAAGUGCAAACAGCAGCAAUAUAUCAUCACCACCAUAUCAAACUCCACAACCUUCAAUAAAUAAUUUUAAUACAACUUUAAUUGUUAAUAAUAAUAAUAGUAGUAAUAGUAGUAAUAGUAGUAAUAGUAGUAAUAGUAGUAAUAGUGGUGGUAGUAAUAAUAAUAAUAUUAAUAAUAACGAAUUUAAUAAUUUUAUAGAGAAUUUUAAUAAAAAAGGGUAUUGGUAUCAAGAUGAACAAAAUGAUUUCAAUCAUUUCGAUAUAUCAUUUGUUGGUGGUAAUAGAGUUUUCAUAGCAGGUGAAACCAUUGAAAUACAUUUAAAAGUAAAAGUUAAAAGAUUACAAUACCUAAAAGCAAUAUUUGAAUGCGUUUCAACAAGUCAUAAUCCAAAAACUAAAUUAUUUAAUAAAAAUUAUUUACUCUCUCAAGAUUUUUAUUUAUAUCCAAUAAAUAAUAAUAAUAAUAAUAAUAAUUUUAACAAUAAUAAUAUUAACAAUAAUAAUAAUAAUAAUAAUAAUAAUAAUAAUAAUAAUAAUAAUAAUAAUAAUAAUAAUAAUAAUAAUAAUAAUAAUAAUAAUAAUAAUAAUAAUAAUAAUAAUAAUAAUAAUAAUAUAAUAACAACAAAAAUAACAUCACAAUAUUUAGGACAAUCAAAUAUAUUAAAUAAAUCAUUAUCAUCAAUUUGUACAUUGGGAUUAAGAAAUUCAUUUUCAAAUAUAUCACAUAAAGAAAGUGAUGAAUAUACGGUAUUAGAACCAUUACCAGAAGUUAUAGAAUCAAAUAUAAAACCACCAACUAUCAUUCCAAAUGGUAAUUGUGAACAUCAAGAAUGUGGUAAAAACAAUCAUACAUUUAUCAUUAGAAUACCAAUACCUCACCAUUGUCCAACAACUUUUCAUAUGAAUAAAGAUCCAAAGAAUGGAGUAUUCUAUAGAAUUGCUUUCUCUGGUUUAGGUGAACUUAGAAAUUCAAAAUUUAAUUCUGAUGAUUCUUUAAUUAAAGGUAUUCAAACAUAUGUACCUUUAACUGUUAUAAAUCCAUUUGGUAUUAAUAAUGGUGGUGGUGGUACUGGUAGUAAUAGUUGUGCUAUAACAAAUAAUAGCAAUAGCAGUAGUAAUAAUAGUAAUGAUAGUAGUAAUGGUAGUAGUGGUAAUGAAAUUAAUAGUGGUGGUAGUGGUAGUAAUGGUAAUUUGGUUGGAAUGAUACCUACAUCAACAAGUAAUGGUAGUUUAGCAUCAUUAUUAUCAGCAUCAUCUAAUAAUUAUUUUUCAGAACAAGUAUUGCAAUCACCAAGUAGUCUAUCAUUAUUACCAACUCAAUCAUCAAUAUCAUUAUUACCAACCUAUAAAUACAUUCAUUCAAAUAUUAUUUUAAAAUCUCGUUUAUUAUUUAAUCAAAGUUUUAUCAUUGGUUCACCAGUUUCUUUAUAUAUUUCAAUAUUAAAUCAAACCAAUUCAAUCAUUAAAGGAAUGAAAAUUCAAUUAAUUAAUAAACAAAUCUCUUGGACAACAAAUUUACAACGUAGUAAUAGUAAUAAUAAUUUACAGGAUGAUGAUUUAGAUGAAAUUAAUAUAAAAGAAAUUAAUAAUAAUAAUAAUAGUAGCGAUAGUAAUAAUAAUAAUAAUAAUAAUAAUAAUAAUAAUAAUAAUAAUAAUAAUAAUAAUAAUAAUAAUAAUAAUAAUAAUAAUAAUAAUAGUAAUAAUAAUGGUUCAUUAAAGAAAUCACCAUCGAAUAAUAUAUUAUCACCAAAUAUUAAUAGUUCACAAUUAAAUUUGUUGGAUAGUCUUAAUAAUGGUACCAUAAAUAAUAAUAAUACUAUUAAUAAUAAUAAUAUUAAUAAUAAUAAUAAUAUUAAUAAUGAUUAUAAUAUUCAAUGCCAACAUUGUAGUGUUAUUUCAAUGACAAAAUAUAAAUCAAAUGAUUUCUUUUUUAAUCCAAAUCAAAAAUAUCAAAAUACAAUCGCAUUUUCAAUACCUGAUAAUUUAUUACCAACAAUAGUUUUACCAAAUAUUUCUAACACUUAUGUUUUGAAAAUAUCUUUAAGAAAAUUUAAUUUCUCAAAAGAAAUUCCAAUUAUACUAAAGGUUUCUAAUAAAGAAAUAAAAUAA
Molecule: messenger RNA, 2322 nt
Organism: Dictyostelium discoideum AX4
Lineage: Eukaryota; Evosea; Eumycetozoa; Dictyosteliales; Dictyosteliaceae
Exons: 2
Coding region: 1-2322 (773 amino acids)
Source: RefSeq, a predicted model, not a curated record